Messenger RNA from Nothoprocta perdicaria, 1806 nucleotides. RefSeq names its product hexosaminidase D-like. Gene Ontology annotation, biological process: carbohydrate metabolic process. The record is from RefSeq and is a predicted model, not a curated record. Lineage: Eukaryota; Metazoa; Chordata; Aves; Tinamiformes; Tinamidae. The transcript has 14 exons. Gene Ontology annotation, molecular function: hexosaminidase activity. The coding region runs from base 118 to 1806 and encodes 562 amino acids.
CCGCUCCCGUUGGACACAGUGAUCUCCGCUGGGACGCCCUGGGAUGGAGCAGCAGCUGAAGUAACCCGUGCGCCGUUGGUGCCGCCGCGGGGGCCCCGCAGGCCGUGCCCCCUGGCCAUGGCCUUCCAGCGGAGCCACAAGCUGAACCUGCUGCGCCUCGCCGUGCUCCUCAUCGUCACCUUGGCCGGCAUCAAGUUCCUGCUCCGGGACAGCUUCCCACUGCAGUCACCCAAGCCCGGCAUCCAGGACAGCUUCUGGGGGCCGGCACAGGCCGCGGAGCCCCGGAGCGGGGCCCUGGAGACGGUGGCAGCCGAGGAGCCGGAUGAGAGGCAGCAGCUCCCACAGGACGAGGGCGGCCCCCAGCUGCGCCUCGUGCACCUGGACCUCAAGGGCGCUGCGCCCCGCGUCUCCUACCUGGAGCAGCUCUUCCCGCUCCUGUCCCAGCUGGGAGCCAGUGGCAUCCUGGUGGAGUACGAGGACAUGUUCCCGUUCCAGGGGGAGCUGGAGACGCUCCGGUCCCCGUACGCCUACAGCGAGGAGGACGUGGAGCGGAUCCAGCAGCUGGCCGAGCUCAACCAGCUGGAGGUGGUGCCGCUGGUGCAGACGUUCGGGCACGCGGAGUUCAUCCUCAAGCACGAGAAGUUCCAGCACCUGCGGGAGGUCGAGCGCUUCCCCAACAGCUUCAACCCGCACGCGCCGGGCACGCUGCCGCUGCUCCGCAACCUCCUGGCGCAGGUCAUGGAGAAGCACGGCCGCUCCAGCUGGAUCCACAUCGGCGCCGAUGAGGUGUUCCACCUGGGCGAGGGCGCAGACUCGCGGGCCUGGAUGAGCCGCACCAAGGGCGACGUGGGCGCCAUGUACCUGCAGCACGUCAAGGAGGUGGCGAGCGCGGUGGCGGCGCCGGGGCGGCGCGCGCUCAUGUGGGACGACAUGCUGCGCAGGAUGAGCGCGGGCGCCCUGCGGGAGUCGGGCCUCGCCGAGCUCGUCUCGCCCGUCGUGUGGUUCUACGCGCCGGACUUUGACGCCGGGCACGUGGGGCCCUUCCUCGCCAAGUACGCCGAGAGCGGCUUCGGCUCCGUGUGGUUCGCCAGCGCCUUCAAGGGCACCACGGGCCCGGCGCAGGCCUGGCCGCCGCUCGGCCACCACCUGCAGAACCAGCUGAGCUGGCUCAAGGUGGUGGAGGCCAUGCCGCGCUUCGCCCCACUGCGCCUGCAGGGCAUCGUCCUCACCGGCUGGCAGAGGUACGACCACUAUGCGGUGCUCUGUGAGCUGCUGCCCGUGGGCAUCCCCUCGCUGGCCGUGUGCCUGCAGACCCUGGCCAACGGGGGCUUCACUGAAGCCACCAAGAGGAAGGUCCUGGAUGUGCUGGGUUUCCACAGCAUCCAGCUGGAGCAGAGCACCUGCGAGGGAAACGGAGCCUUCCCCGGCGCGCAGAUCUACCGCCUGGUCGAGCAGGUGAACGGCCACUUGAAGGAGAGCGUGGCUAAGAUCCUGGAGGAGGAGAGUGCCGUCAAGGGCUGGUUCAGCCCCUACCACCGCAAGCGCCGCUUCGGCAACCCGCGCAACCUGGAGAGCUUCGGCAGCCGCCUGCUCAAGCUGCACGAGGACUGGCAGAGCGUGGAGCGCAGCCUGCGUGCCCAGCUCGCCUCCGUCUACUUCCCUGAUGCGGUGGACGAGUGGCUGGAGGAGAACGUGAGCCCUUACCUGGAGCCGCUGCGCGAGCUGCUGCGCGACUACCGCGCCGUGAUCCGCCUCAACGGCCGCCCCAAGGCGCCCGGCGCCCCCCACGCUCCCGCAGCGCCCUGA